This is a messenger RNA of Aureobasidium pullulans EXF-150, 1256 nucleotides long. RefSeq lists its product as uncharacterized. The record is from RefSeq and is a predicted model, not a curated record. Bases 367 to 1239 code for a protein of 290 amino acids. The transcript has 2 exons. NCBI's taxonomy places the organism in Eukaryota, Fungi, Ascomycota, Dothideomycetes, Dothideales, Saccotheciaceae.
UGCGUGACUGCACACAUUCUCAGUGAGCAUUGCCUUGGAUCCUGACAAUAUUGCGUUCUUGUGUAGCUCAAUAUCGAUCGUUUCUCUGCUCCACAGAGGAUCCUAGUGCCAAACGGAUCUGCCCCAAAUUGACUCUUUUGACAAAGACAUAUUUCCUCCAAGAGUCUAACAGCACUGUGACAACCAUUCGGAAGUGCACUGACUGAAUUCGACCUUUGCUGGUUCUUGUUGAUCAUCGUACCGACACUCGACCCGAAACGUGAUUGAGAAAGUGCGAUACUUUGGAUCUUUGCGAGAGCAACAUUUCAAUUCGGAUCGAGAAGGCUGUCUGGACCAGCAAGAUCUGGAAGGAUUGAAACAAUCGCCAUGACUUCUUCCCACCCUCUGCCUCCGGAUCUUCUGGAAUCCCAAAUAUCAACAGUGGACCUUCUCCUAGCCAUGUUUCCAGAAGCCAAUGAAUCCGAGAUCUCGCCUUCUGAUCUCGCCCUAAUAACUUCUAUUCGAGAAGAAGGUGCAGAGAGCAUCACCUCGACACCAUCAGAAAUCAACUUAGCCGUACAUGUGACCCUAGACGCCACCCACUCGAUUCAAGUAAACAUCACAGCACCCCUACGGAGUACACAGCCAUCACCCCCAGAACCACCCGAACCAACCUUUUCCCUCCGCCAACCGACCUGGCUAGACAAAGCCUCCCUCUCAGACCUAACCUCCUCCCUCCCCACGGACAUAUUCAGCGCCCUAGACUACCUCCGCGACUCAGGCCCAACAAUAAUCCCCCUCACCACCCCUUCCACCACCUCCAAGACCGAAACCUCCUCAGCCCCUUUAGUACGCGUAUGGUUCUACUUCCCCUCCCUCUCCACCCGCGAAAAGCGCAACCACAUGGUCUCCUGGGCACCCUCCCACCACCUCACCGGUUUCGUGCUCGCCGGAAAACCCGGCCUGCUCUGCUUAGAAGGCACACCCUCCAACAUCGACGCCUACAUGAAUGAGAUAAAAACUGUUUCCUGGGGAGAUAUUCCAUCGCACCAGAAAAAAGUAUCAGAGAGGUAUAGGGAGGUUGGGGAGGAAGGGGGCAAUGGGGUGGAGAGAAAAUUUGAGAGGAUGGAGGAGAUUACGGAUACGGUUGGGGAGAAGCAUGGGGCUAGGCAGAAUAGAGGGGAUAUGGCUGCUAUUGAGAAUUGGUUGAAGGAGAAGGGGUUGGGGGAGAUGUUUGAGAGUGUGAUUUUGCAGAGUUAGAACCGAAAGUGUGAUUU